GCUUCUCAAAAAAUUCACUUUCUUCUGAAUCAAAACAUUUCAUCCUUUGGAACUUUUGAAUUGCAGUCCCGCAAUCUCCACCUCACUCACAAAAUCACGAACUCCAUAUCCAUCGGACAUCACAAUGACGCGCUGGAACUUCUCAAGCACAGGUGCGGAGGUCGUAGAAGCAUUCAAAGAGCGCGUAGAAGGCAAAACCAUCCUCGUCACAGGCCCAUCCCCAAAUUCAAUCGGAGCAGAAACUGCGGUAACCCUCGCCUCCGGACGGCCUUCAAUCUUGAUUCUCACAGGUCGGUCGAAAGCAAAAUUAGAGCCUUUGAUCACCUCUAUACAUUCCAUAUCGCCUUCCACAGCCGUACAUUUCGUCCCCCUGGAUCUGUCAAAUCAGAAAUCAGUACGAAAAUGCGUUGAAGAAGUGAAAGGGGUAGUAAAAGAAAGAGGAAUCGAUAUCUUGGUUCAUUCAGCUGGUAUCAUGGUUACUCCCUAUGAGAAAAUUCCCGGUUGGGGAAAGGACGGGAAGGGAGAGGUGGAGGGGCAGUUUGCUACGAAUUACCUUGGAUCUUUUCUCCUCGUCAACUUAUUAAUUCCCGAGAUUUUGAAAGGGUAUGAGGGGAAAGGUGGGAGAGUGGUGCUUUUGAGCAGUAGUGCGCAUCGUAUGGGUGGUGUACGGUUUGAGGAUAUCAACUUUAAGGACGGAAAAGAGUAUAACGAGUGGGAAGCAUACGCACAGUCCAAAACAGCUCUGAUUCUCUUCGUUCACUCACUUGCUCGUCUCCUCGGUCCCAAAGGCCUAUACGCUUUUUCACUGCAUCCUGGCUCAAUCAAAUCCAACCUCCAAACCAACAUGUUUGCCACCACCGGACUCCUCGAAGAGGGUCUCGCUCGCGCCACAGCAGCGGAAGAGAAGGAGGGGAGGGAGUAUGAGAGGGAUCCGCUGAAGACGCUGCAGCAGGGAUGUUCGACGAGUUUGGUGGCUGCGCUGGAUCCGGAGAUUGAGGGAAAGAAUGGAAGUUAUCUUGUGGAUGGAGAUAUUGCAAAGUUUGGGCCGCCGGAGUGGGCUGAGAGUGUGGAGAAUCAGGCAAGACUGUGGGGGUUAAGUGAGGAGUUGGUUGGGGAGGGGUUUGUGUGGUAGAGAGGUGAUGAAGCGUGUCUGGACGCGUGAGAAUUCUGUGAUACAGUGGGAGUGCUAAAAUUCAAGAUGUAUUUAAUAUUGUAUUUGAAAACCCGCCCGUCGUGACAAUCGUGCAGACCAUUUUCCGCCUAGCCCUCCAAUAUCUCCACCCCGCUUGGGAGACCAAAUACCUGGGUGUUAUCCUCGUACAUGCAGUCGGACGUUAUGACUGCCUCAUUCGUUACCUCCGUAAGACAAUUAUAUGAACGCCGACUCAGCAAAUUUCCCGAAUAAUAGUAAUCCCACUUCUGGCUCUCGUUCUCCACACACUUCUCCAACACUAUUUUGCCUCCGCUCAACUCGGUCAAGCAAAGCUUCUUAUCCACGAUACUUCUAAUCGUUCCAUCUUCUCUCGUUUGCCAUACCU
This is a messenger RNA of Hyaloscypha bicolor E, 1538 nucleotides long. Its product is annotated as NAD(P)-binding protein. The transcript is spliced from 4 exons. Bases 125 to 1132 code for a protein of 335 amino acids. Gene Ontology annotation, molecular function: oxidoreductase activity. NCBI's taxonomy places the organism in Eukaryota, Fungi, Ascomycota, Leotiomycetes, Helotiales, Hyaloscyphaceae. The record is from RefSeq and is a predicted model, not a curated record.